Messenger RNA from Glossina fuscipes, 1703 nucleotides. It is a transcript of the gene noi, whose product is annotated as splicing factor 3A subunit 3. Gene Ontology annotation, cellular component: nucleus; spliceosomal complex. The record is from RefSeq and is a predicted model, not a curated record. Gene Ontology annotation, biological process: mRNA splicing, via spliceosome. Gene Ontology annotation, molecular function: zinc ion binding; RNA binding. Bases 107 to 1615 code for a protein of 502 amino acids. The transcript has a single exon. NCBI's taxonomy places the organism in Eukaryota, Metazoa, Arthropoda, Insecta, Diptera, Glossinidae.
GUUUUCCUUUGUAAAUUAAGCAAAAGUUUCUUAAUUUUUUUUAAAGAAAGGAAGUUUUGUGAAAAUAAAUUUAGUUAAAUUACAUUUACACAUAUCUAGUUACAACAUGGAAACUUUGCUGGAACAGCAACGUCGCUACCAUGAGGAACGUGAACGUUUAAUUAAACUAAUGGUAGAUGAAUACGCCAGUAAAAAAUCUGGAGAAAAAGAACGCAUUUAUUCGGAGCAUAGACUAAAGUAUUUACUGGAAUUACAUCAUAAUUCUACGGUUAAAUUGAAAGAAUUGUGCGAAGAUAAAGAUAAUGAACGAAAGGCAGAAAUCCAAGCUUUAUCCGGUCCAAAUGAGUUUAAUGAGUUUUAUAAUCGUUUAAAACAAAUUAAAGAAUUUUACAAAAGGCAUCCGAGCGAAGUUAGUAUUCCCUUAUCGGUGGAAUUUGAUGAUUUAGUUAAGGCCUAUAAUAAUACAGAAGAAAUGUCUGCAUUAGUAGAGUUUACGGAUGAAGAGGGUGGCGGAAGAUAUUUGGAUUUAAAUGAAUGCUAUGAUAUGUAUUUGAAUUUAAGAGGCGUGGAGAAAGUAGACUACAUCACGUAUCUGAUGACUUUCGAUCAUGUUUUUGAUGUAUCGAAGGAACGUAAAAACAAGGAUUAUAAAAAAUAUUUGGAAACUUUAAAUGGGUACUUGCACAAUUUUAUAGUUCGCAUUCAACCACUAUUGGAUCUGGAAAACGAGGUCUUAAAAGUUGAGCUGGAAUUUCAAAAGCAAUGGUUGCAGGGCACUUUUCCUGGUUGGGCGUCCAAGGAAACUGAAUCAGCUUUGGCUAACACAGGUGCUCAUUUAGAUCUAUCGGCCUUCUCCAGUUGGGAAGAAUUGGCUUCCUUAGGUUUGGAUCGUCUUAAAUCUGCCCUUAUGGCUUUGGGUUUGAAAUGUGGUGGCACUUUAGAAGAAAGAGCCCAACGUUUAUUUUCCACGAAGGGUAAAACUACUUUGGAUCCUUCGUUGAUGGCGAAAAAGCCGGUUAAAAGCUCUAAUGUGCAAUCACGCGAAAACGAGCGGCACAAAGAAAUUGCCCAACAAGAAGCUUAUCUCUAUAAAUAUGCUGAACUGGUGUCCGAACAACGCAGUGCCACCAAAGAAAACGUUCAACGUAAGCAGGCUCGUACGGGAGGAGAACGUGAUGACAGCGAUGUGGAAGCGAGUGAUACAGAUAACGAUGACGAUCCGGAUGCUGAUGACGUGCCAUAUAACCCGAAAAAUUUGCCUUUGGGCUGGGAUGGCAAACCCAUACCAUAUUGGUUAUAUAAAUUGCAUGGUCUGAAUAUAAGCUAUAAUUGCGAGAUUUGUGGUAACUUUACAUAUAAAGGACCCAAAGCAUUUCAAAGACAUUUUGCUGAGUGGCGUCAUGCUCACGGCAUGCGCUGUUUGGGUAUACCAAAUACCGCGCAUUUCGCAAAUGUUACACAAAUUGAAGAUGCCAUUACUUUGUGGGAGAAGCUGAAAUCACAAAAGCAAUCUGAACGUUGGAUAGCCGAUCAAGAAGAAGAAUUUGAAGAUUCGCAGGGUAAUGUGGUUAACCGUAAAACCUAUGAAGAUUUGAAAAGACAAGGCUUGCUUUAAAUUUCAUGUAAAUGGAAUUUUAUUUUAAACUAAAUAAAAUAAACUCUGAGCGGCAAUUUCUAGCGGACAAUAUCGGCCAUAAGACUUA